Messenger RNA from Xiphophorus hellerii (green swordtail), 954 nucleotides. RefSeq names its product circumsporozoite protein-like. Lineage: Eukaryota; Metazoa; Chordata; Actinopteri; Cyprinodontiformes; Poeciliidae. Bases 1 to 954 code for a protein of 317 amino acids. The transcript has a single exon. The record is from RefSeq and is a predicted model, not a curated record.
AUGGUGCCACCUGGAGGCGGUGGCGAGGAGUCUCUGGUGCCGCCCGGAGACAAUGGAGAGGAGUCUCUGGUGCCGCCCAGAGGCAACAGCAAGGAGUCUCUGGUGCCACCCGGAGGCGGCGGUGAGGAGUCUCUGGUGCUGCCCGGAGGCAACGGCGAGGAGUCUCUGGUGCCGCCCGGAGGCGGCGGAGAGGAGUCUCUGGUGCCGCCUGGAGGCAACAGCGAGGAGUCUCUGGUGCCGCCCGGAGGCAGCGGAGAGGAGUCCCUGGUGCCACCCGGAGGCGGCGGCGAGGAGUCUCUGGUGGCGCCCGGAGGCGGCGGAGAGGAGUACCUGGUGCCACCCGGAGGCGGCGGCGAGGAGUCUCUGGUGCCGCCCGGAGGCGGCGGAGAGGAGUCUCUGGUGCUGCCCGGAGGCGGCGGAGAGGAGUCUCUGGUGCCGCCCGGAGGCAACAGAGAGGAGUCUCUGGUGCCACCCGGAGGCGGCGGUGAGGAGUCUCUGGUGCCGCCCGGAGGCAACGAAGAGGAGUCUCUGGUGCCACCCGGAGGCGGCGGCGAGGAGUCUCUGGUGGCGCCCGGAGGCGGCGGAGAGGAGUACCUGGUGCCACCCGGAGGCGGCGGCGAGGAGUCUCUGGUGCCGCCCGGAGGCGGCGGAGAGGAGUCUCUGGUGCUGCCCGGAGGCGGCGGAGAGGAGUCUCUGGUGCCGCCCGGAGGCAACAGAGAGGAGUCUCUGGUGCCACCCGGAGGCGGCGGUGAGGAGUCUCUGGUGCCGCCCGGAGGCAACGAAGAGGAGUCUCUGGUGCCGCCCGGAGGCGGCGGAGAGGAGUCUCUGGUGCUGCCCGGAGGCGGCGGAGAGGAGUCUCUGGUGCCGCCCGGAGGCAACGAAGAGGAGUCUCUGGUGCUGCCAGGAGGCGGCAGCGAGGAUUCUCUGGUGCCGGCCCGAGGCUGCGGCGAUUAG